AUGUCUUUGCCUCAGAACUUUCCCGCCUCAGCCGCCGCAGGCAUAAGUGACAUCGAGUCCAACCCGAUCAACUCUGACCAGGCGUCCCUGAACCGUAUUCCCGGUCUUCACUUCGUCGUCGGCACAAACGGUCGCAUCAGGGCUCGCCCCGGCACUCCGCAGCUCAAGCUGCUCACACAGGCCUUUUGCAACGAGAAUCCCAUUCGUGACGCGUCGAAGCUGAUUGCGCACCGCGGCGUGGACAUCCUCGAGGCCUACUUCAAGGUCAUUGCUACCGCGGCCAAUGGUAGCAACGCCUUGGUCGCUGCCAACAACCACCUGGCCUGGGUCCCGGCUCUCCGUAUCCUCACCAGAGAGAAGCGCUGGAACGAGUACCCCGGAGUCACCAACCAGCAGGUCCAGUCCGUCAUGGACGCCUUUGGAGAUGCUCGCAAGCGCUUCGUCGAUGGUCAUCUUGCCAGUGACCCCGCCUGCAAGGCCCAGCCCAACAGAGAGCCUUUCAAGAGCUUCGUCGAUCUGCUUGACCGCUUCAACGUCGCUCGCGGCAUUCAGACUGCCCCUACCGCCAUUGUUGCGCAGGCAGGCCAUGGAACUAUUGCUGCCGCCUCGGCUGCUCCGGUCGCCCCUGCUCAGUCCGCAACUACCAUCCCGUCUGCCUUCCAGACAUCGGCAAAUCAUCUCCAGUCUACUGCAGACAAGAUGAUCCGGGAUGCUUUCAGUGCACUCCAGAUUAGCGACCAGCAGAAUGAUCAGAUCAGCAACGGUCUCCAGACCUCGGCGGCCCAGCUCCAGGCUGCGACGACCAAGACAAUCCAGGACGCUAUCGAUGCUUUCAAUGUCAAGGAUAAGGUCAUCGAGACCAUUACUCAGCAGAACGACCAGGCCAACAAAGCUGCUCAGAUGGCCCAGGCCGAGAUCACGGCCCUCAGAGCCAAGUAUGAGAAGCUCAUGGAGAAGAAUGCCGAGGCAACGGCCACCGCCGUGGUCGCCUCUUUGACCGAUACCAUUACUGGCGCUGUGACUCAUGCUAUGGCUGAGACUGAGGCUGCCGAGCAGCGCGGUAGCAUCUGUGGCCAAGAGAUGCUGUUCGCCCACAUCGUCGAUGACCUCAAUGAGCUCGAGGCUCUUCGAGGCGGCGAGGAUGUGGAGUGGGCUGCCGAUGACCUUGACGACUAUAAAGACAAGCACAACAUCCCAGACUUCUGA
Colletotrichum fioriniae is the source of this 1206-nucleotide messenger RNA. RefSeq lists its product as uncharacterized. NCBI's taxonomy places the organism in Eukaryota, Fungi, Ascomycota, Sordariomycetes, Glomerellales, Glomerellaceae. The record is from RefSeq and is a predicted model, not a curated record.